CUGCCUAGCUUGUCUUCUUCCUCCCCCCGACCGAUUCGUUUUCCUUCCCGCUGCCUGCGAAAUCUCGCCGUUUUUUUUUUGUGCGUUGGCGCGGCCCUGAGGCCAGAGGACUCCGAUCCUUAUCCCCCGCACGCAUCCCUCCCGCCACACGUUCCGCGCCUCCGCCCCUCGAACCAUCUCCACUCGUCCCGUCUCGCCCCCUCCUGGAUUUUUCCCUCCCUGCGCUGGGCUUCCUUCCUUGUAGGCUCACUGGGUGGUACUGGUACGAGUACUCCGUGAGCCUCCAACGAGGGAGUGAGCCCCUUCGCGUUCCCCAUUACCGGCGAGAGAGAUUUUGGUGUGACUCAAAGAGUCCCAAUCUUGUACCCAAAUCGAUUUUUGCGGGUUGAAUUCAUUGGGAGUAUCGGGCAAUUCCGAGCUCGCGCGGCGGGAUUGCUGCGGAAAGGCCGCGUUUUCCGCGGAUUCCGUGGCGAAAGAUUGGAUUGGAUCUUUGAUUUUCUGAGGAUUCUGCGGCGGCGGAUUGGAAUCCGGUUACCCAGCGGAGAUGUCGGCGCUCCUCGAUCUGUUGAUGGGGAUCUUCCGCCAGCAGACCCUCGGCGGCGCCGCCCUCGAGCUCGCCGCGCUGGCCGCGCCGCUCUGGGUCGCCGCGCUCGUCGGCCUGCUCAUCGGCUGGGCGUGGCGCCCUCGGUGGGCGGGCGUCGUCGUCGGCGACAACGCCCACCAGGCGGCGCAGCUUCCCGCGCAUCCUCCGCCCGCGCGCGCCACCGCCGCGGCCGAGGCCUCUUGCCUCGAGUCGGCCGCCGUCGUACCGAGGACCAUGGUGGCUCCUGUGGCGCCGGAGGAAGAGCAAUUGCCGGUCAACACCGGUGACUUGAUGCACCUCUGGCGGCUCGUCGAGGAGAAGGACGGUGGCCCAUCGUGGAUUCACAUGAUGGAGCGCACUCUACCGACCAUGAGAUAUCAGGCUUGGCGAAGGGACCCACCGAAUGGUCCACCGCAGUACCGCAGUAGCACUAUCUUUGAGGAUGCGUCGCCAGAGGUUGUGAGGGAUUUCUUCUGGGACGAUGAGUUCCGGAUUAAGAACAGCUGGGACGACAUGCUUCUUCAGCAUGAGACACUGGAGGAGUGCACCAAGACUGGAACCAUGGUUGUCCGAUGGGUCAGGAAGUUCCCAUUCUUCUGUAGUGACAGGGAGUACAUCAUCGGUCGCAGGAUAUGGGCAUCUGGAAAGACGUUUUACUGUGUGACCAAGGGUGUACCUUGUUCCUCUGUUCCAAGACAAAACAAACCUCGUCGUGUGGACUUGUACUACUCGAGCUGGUGCAUCCGUCCAGUUGAGUCAAGAAAAGGUGAUGGCGCAAUGACUGCAUGUGAAGUGCUCUUAUUCCAUCAUGAAGAUAUGGGGAUUCCGUGGGAGAUUGCAAAACUUGGCGUCCGGCAGGGGAUGUGGGGCUGUGUCAAAAGGAUUGAGCCUGGCCUUCGAGCAUACCAAGUUGCAAGGACCGUAGGAGAGCCUAUUUCAAAAUGUGCUGCCAUGGCACAUGUCACCACCAAAUUCAAUGCUGAUGAGCUCAACACAGAAGAUAACACCAAGGCCAGUUCGUCCAACAACAACAUGGAGAUUGAGAAGCCAAAGCACUGGGCAAACAACAUACCCAAGGUUCUCAUGAUAGGUGGUGCUGUCGCCCUGGCUUGCACCUUUGACGGUGGAUUAUUGACCAAGGCUGUCAUAUUCGGCACGGCAAGAAGGUUUGCAGGGCCAGGAAGGCGGUAGGAGGAUGAAGCUGAUCACCAUAGAGCGACAACGUGCCUAUCAUAUAGCGAAGCUAUGUGCAGAAGUGUCCUAUAAAAUCUUUUUUCAUAGCAAUGCACAGCAGAGGACAGGAUGCAAGUCAUACCUUGUAUUGUUCCGUCUAGAUAUCCUCAUGCUGCAGAUAAGGUGGUCUGCUCAUGUUAGGUUAGUUGAGAAAAUAGGUCUUGUAGCAUUCAAUGAAGGAAAAGGAGGAAAAGAUCUAGCGCGACAGAGAAGUAUCUGUAGCAGAUCGACUAGGGCAUACUUCUGUUGCUGCAGUUUCUGAGGCUUAGUGCCAGCUUGGUUAGGUUAGAACUAUAGAAUUAUGAGACAGCGUGAAGAGUUGGGAAAGAUAACAAUUGUAUGAUGUACAAUGUACAAGGUUCAUUUCAGAGGUGCUAUAAAAUACAGUGCUAUUUAUUUAGCAGUUAAUAACAAGAGUUCUUGCUUUUGUCGCUA
This is a messenger RNA of Panicum virgatum (switchgrass), 2251 nucleotides long. RefSeq lists its product as uncharacterized. The transcript has 6 exons. The record is from RefSeq and is a predicted model, not a curated record. Gene Ontology annotation, molecular function: lipid binding. Lineage: Eukaryota; Viridiplantae; Streptophyta; Magnoliopsida; Poales; Poaceae. Bases 545 to 1774 code for a protein of 409 amino acids.